This is a messenger RNA of Pieris rapae (cabbage white), 2897 nucleotides long. RefSeq names its product trichoplein keratin filament-binding protein. Bases 445 to 1932 code for a protein of 495 amino acids. Gene Ontology annotation, cellular component: keratin filament. Gene Ontology annotation, biological process: apoptotic process. The record is from RefSeq and is a predicted model, not a curated record. The transcript is spliced from 9 exons. NCBI's taxonomy places the organism in Eukaryota, Metazoa, Arthropoda, Insecta, Lepidoptera, Pieridae.
CUCGUGAAUCUAGAUACAAGUCUUUCGGUAUUUUGUUUUUUAGUUUAUGGCCUGGUUUAUUCCCUUUAGACCAACGGUAUUUUAUACUGUUGCCAAAAUCUCGGUAAUAUAUAUUCCUUUAUUAUUUUCUAUUGUCUAUCUUAAAUUCAAGAGUUUUCAGUCGAAUGCAAUGCUAUUGCCGAAUGUGAGAUAAGCUUUUGAGUAGGAGUUGUUUUUGAAUGUAAACAACAUUAGGUUACUUCAAGAAAAAAUUGAACAUAAAUUGUUUUUCUGGCGUCGGAACGUGACGACACUAUUGUCAAAAUGUAUGAAAAAGCAAUUAACAGAAUUGAUUUCACGAGCGCAAUUAGUCAACCCUUCUUUAGACGAAGUUGUUUCGGACUUCAGCCAAAUUACGACCAUGGCAGUACAAUAAGAUUACCUUAGUAUACUCGCUAUCGUGCGAUGUCGAGACCACGGCCCCAGUGGCAGCUGCAAGCAAUUGCAGCUCGAAAACGAGACAAUGAGCUUCGUAAAGCUGACGAGUUAAGAAAAGUUGCUUCUUAUUUUGAAAAGAAUACUCAUAAGUCAAGGCAUCAUGAGAACUGGACAACAGAAGAUUAUUACGAAAAAGCUAAAAAAGAAGCUGAUAUAUUAAGUGAAAAAAAAAUUCGGGCUGUACAAUUAGAAGAAAGGCGAAAGAAGUUGGAGUUAAUGUUAUUUCAAGAGAAUAUGCAGUAUCAACAAGAGAUUAAGGAAUUGGCAGCACAACCCAAGUUUUUUAAAAAUGGAUCUUACCUCAACAAAGUUCCUACAUCAACCUUGCAAGAAAUCAACCAAGGCAUCAUAGAAAAAGAGGAACAGUUGAGACGGCAAGAAGCUGAAUUAAAGUUACACCAUGCAUGGCGACUUCGGCAGCCUGAAUUGAAAGCAGCCUGUUCUUAUAUUGCUAAUGGAAAACUUAAAUCGGCUUGGUUGGAGCAAAUAGUAGAAAAGGAAAUGCAAAAGAAAAAGGAUGAAGAAGAGACUCUUAAGAUCCUUCAUGAAAGAGACGAGGCCCUUCAAAAGCAAAUACUGAUAGAAGAAAAAAGACUUCAAGAGAAAGAGCUAAAAAUGAGAGAGCUCAGAAGUAGUCUAGAGGGCCAAAUAUCGGAGUUGAGUCACAAAGAGACAGCUGUGAAAAAACUUCGUAAAAUGGAGGAGCGAGAGAGAAUGAUAUUAGAAGAGCUACAAUUCAUUUCGAAGGAAAGAGAAAGAGAGCACGCGAAACUGGUGUCAGAAAGAGACGCAAAUAUUGUGAAUAUGGGUUUGCACAAAUUUAAGUUGAAGAAGAAAGUUGCAUCAGUUUUAAAUGAAAUAAGUUUGGAUUUGAAAAUAUUGGAGAAAAUCAAAGAAGCUGUUGUGAAAGACUAUGAAUCCGAAAAAGAGAAACAAAUAAAUUACAAACGACUACUGGACGCGGCACUAGUAGAGUUAGAAGAGCACAGAGAGAGGGAGCGACAGAGACAGAAGAACAUUGAGACGAUGUAUGACGGUGAAGCGAGACAGCUUAAUGAGAAACAGGAUAAGAUAUGGGCAAAAGAACGCGAAGCACGCGGUACUCUUAUGAAAGAAGUUAUUGCGACGUUAAAAAAGCAAGUAGAAGAGAAGAUCCAGUUGAAUAUAGAACAGCAGAGAGCGAAUGUUCUCGAUCGGGAGAAGAUUCUAGAACACAUGGACAGCUUCCAACAGGAAGUCAGAUCUAGGGAGAGGGAUACUCAGUUAAAAAACACAUCAUAUUCAUCAAUAAACGCGCUUCAAUCUCAAUUGAAUGGCCUGAAAGUACAAAAAGAGAAGAUAGAUGCAGUAGCACAAAGAGAGUCAGAAAUAAAGGAGGCGAUUUUCAACGAAAGAAGAGUUCGACAAGAGAUUGCACGAGCGCAGAGGGCAGGGAAUACUCAGGCUUGGGCUUAAGUAAGAUUUUUCAAAAACCUGUUUUAAAUGAAAAUAUGAAUUUUAAGUUAACAUUUGUUCAGGAAUGUAUUGUCGGGGCCCGUUAAGUAUAACUUUCAUAUGUCAACGUCAUAUAACGUGAUAAUGCGAAUUUGGCGUGCUCACACAUCACAGUUUUAUAACCGCAAAAAACUGUUUAAAACUUUUUUCAACGUUGUCUUGUUCCUAUUAUGAAGUAUUAUUGAUGAGCAGAAUUUGUCAUAGAAUACAUUAUUAAUUAUAAGACAAAUAUACUUUCUACUAUAUUGAAAGUCCGUAAAGAUGAAUUGUUAUCAAAAUUUAAAUGAAAUUGUGUUAGAGAGUCGAAAAUCACUGCCCAUUGCUGCCUCUUUCGCCGGGUUCCAUUAAUUAAAAUACGAUACGAGUUAGUAAAUUUCAGAAAAAUAUAUAUUUUUAAAGUGUUCUUUAUACAUAUCAUUCUUGUAAGGAACAAAUAUAUUUUUAAGAAGCACUAAGUCAUUAACUUGCUUUUACGAUUACUUUGACUUAAGAUGAGUCAUAUAUACUAAUAUAAAUGAAUUUAUAGAAAUGCAUUCUCUUAGAAUAAUCUAUAGCGCGUAUAACGUCAAUCAAACAAUUUAGUUUCGAGAGCUUAUAUAGUCUGUAAAAAUUUGUAUAAAAGUUUGACAUAUUUGAAAGCGCUUAAGUAGAGAUUCUGUCUUGUGAUACGAAUUAAAGUAUGAACCUAAGAAUCCAGGCAAAACGUAUAUAUUUGGCUUUACUAAACAGUACUAUUAAGAACGUUAUAGAAACACAAAUUUCUGUAUUUUCAAGUGGAGAACUAUGUAUUUUGCCUGCAAAUUUCUAGUCUUCAGCAAAAAAUGGCAAAGACUGAUUGUAGUUUAAGAGUCGCAGAAUAGUUGUCAUAUUUUGUGAUAAGAGAUUUUGUAUUUUUGGAUUGUGUGAAUAAAAAUAUUGAAAAAGUA